Messenger RNA from Mya arenaria, 3942 nucleotides. Its product is annotated as ankyrin repeat and protein kinase domain-containing protein 1-like. The record is from RefSeq and is a predicted model, not a curated record. Gene Ontology annotation, molecular function: protein binding. Lineage: Eukaryota; Metazoa; Mollusca; Bivalvia; Myida; Myidae. The transcript is spliced from 2 exons. The coding region runs from base 466 to 1074 and encodes 202 amino acids.
CUCUUAGUAUAACCUAGCGUAUAAAUUGUGCUUUAAGUCAAUAUUUGAAUGGAACUUGGUGUGUAUCUUGAAAUAAUCGAUUUACGGAUUUUUUACCCAAUAUCCGUACUUAUAAAUGAAAUAUUGACAGUUUCGCAGUAUAAAACCAUUCGACGGAGUGGUAAAAACAUAUUUGAGGAUUAGUUAUUAAGAGACGACGUUAUGAUAGCGAUUGUAAUAAUGUUUUUAACAUUGAAGUGUCAACGUUAAUAGGAAGACAAAGUAUUUGAGAUUGAGACGGAUUAAACUUGCAUGAAAUAUUUUAGAAAGUUAAAUACGGAACUUCAGAAAUUCAGUUUUUACAUUGUCCGACCUUGACGUAGACAUCUUUUGAGAUUGUUUUGAAGUUUUGAUAAUAAUUUUGUCUGAUAACCUCGUUUGUGCAUUGUCGUUGAAAGUUUAAACGCGAAGAAGGAAGUGUUUUUAAUGGUGAAAAUCAGUUUUAUCCAGUACCUCCGACCGAAUCCUGACGUCAUCGUUCCCAUGGUUAAAUGUCUCUCAAUGAGCAGGGAGGACCUUCACCAGGACUCCUGCACCCUAUUGGCCCUUUUGCGCCGGGACGAAGAUAGCCUGAACGAUGCCGGUAAACAGUUGGUAAAACAAAACCGCGAAUACGCGCGUGACGUCUUCACGCACCAAGUUGACGGCUGGGCUCCUUUUCACGCGUUUGUGUUACGUGGAGCGCGCAGAAUGGUGAAAUUGUGCUUAAAAUGUGGAGUCAAUCCAAAUUUGUCGUUGGGUGCCAUUGAUGGUCUCCCAAGUGGAUGCACUGCGCUACAUUUGGCGGCCCACAGGGGUGACGUCAGUAUUAUAAAUGUUUUAAUCGCUAAUGGUGCCGAGUUAGACGUCAAAGAUGACAUUAACAGAACUCCGGUGCUCUACGCUUCAUUAGCGAAUAAUACUCUUGCGGUGAAAACAUUAAAGCGCGCAGGCGCGGACAUGACAGGAUGUGAUACAAAUAAAACGUCAGAGGACAUGACGUCAUCUCCAAUAAUGUGCCUACUUCCGUUUGUGUGUUCCGGGGUUAGACGGUAGCACAUGAUCGUAUAUUUAUUAUUUCACCGUUUCGUUUGAACUCCCAUUUUUAUCAUUUAAGGUGUAAACGGGUACCCCCAUGUACCCAUCAGGGGUUUUAUAUUAUGAGAUAAGGGGUGGUAUUCAAUAUAAGUCUUACUUGGAUCUAAGAACGAUGUAGCUAAUCGGAUUACGUGCUAUAACUAGCGAACCAAUACAGUGAGACGAAUCAAUGAUGUAUGACCGUUAGAUCUACUUAAGUUGCAUAUUGAAUGCCAAUCCAGAGCAACUUUCAGCAUUAUUUGAGUUUAAUAGAACACAAGAGAACACAUCAGAAAAGUAUGCAUAAUUGUUUGGUUGUGGAAAAUGAGAUGUUUACUAUAUAUGUUUUAUUUAAGUGUGUGUGAGUGUGUUUUUGUAACUGGAAAACCUUUUUUAAGUUUUUUUCCAUCUUUUUCUUUAAACAGUUAGUAACUUACCUACUAUUUUGUUUCUUUAGGUGAUUGUUAUUCUACGAACAGGAAAUGUUUGUUAUUAAAAUACAUAAUAGAAUCAAAGUGCUUUAAGAAGAAGGCUGUGAUAUUUUACCUCGUAUGUGUAGUACUUGUUUGAAGCUUAAAGCCUUACAAUUACAAUUGUCUGUAUUUUGAAUGACAAUUUUUAGAGACCUUAUACUAUCGCAUUGACAAUUAUUGGCUUUUUAGAGGAAAUACUGUAAUUGCCGAUUUUUGAAAUAUCUGGUGUCUAGUCCCUUUAAGUCAUUUUCUAAAGUCCAGUAUCUCUCUGGUCAUAUAACAAAAUGACUUUUAGUACUAUACUUUAUUUUUAUUAAGUGUAUAUAAUAUACAUACCUAUGUGUAAAAACAUGUGUACUUUUCAUCAAAUUAUGAAUUAGCUUUGUAAACUUUAGGAUUGGCUUGAGCUAUUUUUAUAGAUACCAGCUCUGCUGGAGUCCGAGGGCAAAGCGAUUCCAUUGAUUUCUAAUAUUUACUUAAUACCUUUUUUGAACAUGUUUUCAUUUCAAACCCAUUUAGCUCAACGGUUUGUUAACGGAGCGAGCGCGUUUUAAGUAUAAAGAAUGUUAACGAGUUUAUCGUAAUAUCGAGACAAACAUGGCGGGUAUGGUUUUUGUGCCUUUUAAAAGACAACUAUUUGGGACCAUUUUUAUCAGCGAGCGUAUUGUACGAUCCAUUUUCGAACUUUUCAAUUUUCAUUGUGAUAAGAUACAUUUUGAAAGUAACAUAAUCUUAUAAUGUAACAACCGAUUGUAUUGAAUGUAUAAGGUGACCUUGUAAUUCGAUUUGAAACACACCCGUGAUGCUAAAAUGACAUUCAUAAUCGUACGAUAGUGAGCGUAAAAUGACAUACACGAUCGUACGAUAGCUGAGCGUAAAUUGACAUUCAUGAUCGUACGAUAGCUGAGCGUAAAAUGACAUGCAUGAUCGUACUCUAGCUGAGCGUAAAAUGACAUGCAUGAUCGUACGCUAGUUGAGCGUAAAUUGACAUUCAAUAUCGUACGCUACAUUAGCGUAAAAUGACAUGCAUGAUCGUACGCUAGCUGAGCGUAAAUUGACAUUCAAGAUCGUACGCUACAUGAGCGUAAAAUGACAUGCAUGAUCGUACUCUAGCUGAGCGUAAAAUGAAAUUCAUGGUCGUACGAUAGCUGAGCGUAAAAUGAAAUUCAUGGUCGCACGGUAGCUGGUCGUACGCUCUUUGAAAUAAUGGCCCCAAACAACUUCCAUUAGAGCCUCUUCAUAGACUACAGUUUGUUUGAAACACACACACCCAUUUUAACCAGGACAAUCAUUUUCUGCUUUACCAUUUAUUUUGCUUUAUAUUUAUGUUUUUUGUAAAAACUUUUUAUGCGACAAUUUGAGUCUCACGGGCUAUGUUAUGCAAUUUAAAUAUUUGUACCACUUCUGAUACUGCUUCUUUCUUUGUGUUUAUUCAUGAUCAUUAUAUUUAACGAUGUUAACAGCUACACGUAGAAUAGGCGUAACCAUUGUAUUACUACUGUAAGAUAUAAUGCUAUUGAAAUAUUCCUCACGCUAUUUAUUGAACGACCUGAUUUUUUUUGUUACGUAUAAUGUUUAAAUCACGAAUGUUGCUCUGGUGAUUUACAAAUUCCACUCUCACGCUUAAGCGCUCGUGUUUAGUAACUAUUACUUAACAUGCUAAAUGAUCGUUACCUUUGUACGGACAUAUGUGACACAGUAUUUCAACAGAGAAAUUCAAUUCUAACAUACUGUUAUUAAGCCGUCUUUUUUCUACCUCUGUUGAUGUAAUAUGAAACUCUCCUUUUAUACUGUGUACCUGAUAUUGCUAUUUCUCCAUUAUUUCUAACGAUAUAUUUUUUCUCCUGGCCAAAGGUGUCUUGUUCUCCAAUAACUAAUUUGAUAUAAGAAACUGAUUCCAAAAUCAAUAUAUUCUUGUAUGAAAUAUACAUCUCUUCAUUUUUGCAUCACUUUCGCGCUGUUGUUUUUUUAUCAUAGAAAUGUCAUUUGGAAUGACAGCCAUUUUUUCAUCAACAUCUUUUAUUUCAUUGUUAUUUCUUUUUGUUACAUUUUGAAUGUUUACCUGACACAUGUUUUUUAUAGUUAAGUUUUAUUUCAAUUUAAACUUAAACUGUCAACGAUAAAAAUGUCUUUAAAUGAUGUCAUAUUAGCUUUGUUAAAAAACUCAGAAUAUCAGAUUGCAUGGAUGUUUUGAAAAAUGAACUGAAUUUUAACUGCUUUUUUGUAAAACGAUAGUAUCCAGGUCAAACGAAUUGAAUAUACUGUGCUAUUGAAAUGUUAUUGUUGACUCCGAAUAACACACAUUUGAUAAUAACAAAGCUUUCUUUUUGUUGACAGAAAGGACAGCAGAACCAUGAAUAAAGUUUAAAAUAUG